UUUCUGUUCAUCUGAAUGGCCCACAUUUAAUGUGGGCUGGCCAAGGGAUGGUACAUUCGACCUUAAUAUUAUCUCGCAGGUCAAAGCCAAAGUGAUGGACCCCGGCCCUCAUGGGCACCCAGACCAGGUGGCCUAUAUCGUGACCUGGGAGGCAAUGGCUUACGAUCCACCACCCUGGGCUAAGCCUUUUGUCCCUCCCAAACCCCUACUUCCUCCAUCUGCUCCCACCUUACCCCCUCCAGUCUCCUCCUCUCCAGCAGGACCCCCAAUCCGCUCGUCUCUAUAUCCAACCCUUACUGACCCUUCAAAAACCAAACCUCCCCCUCCGCAGGUUCUGCCCGCGGGGGAUGACCUAUUGGUAGACCUCCUCACGGAGGACCCCCCUCCCUACCGAGAACAGGCCCUCCCGCCUCAGGUGGCCGACUCGACCGAUGAAAACGAGGGGCCUGCCGCGCCAUCUCCCGCUGCCCCGUCCCCCAUGGCAGCCCGCUUAAGGGGACGGCGAGACCAGCAGCUGGCCGCGGAUUCUACUUCCUCUCAGGCAUUCCCUCUCCGGACCGGAGGAAAUGGCCAACUACAAUACUGGCCGUUCUCCUCCUCCGACCUAUAUAACUGGAAAAAUAACAAUCCCUCUUUUUCUGAAGACCCAGUUAGGCUGACUGCUCUAAUUGAGUCGGUCCUGAUUACUCAUCAGCCCACCUGGGAUGAUUGCCAACAAUUACUGCAGACUUUGCUGACUUCGGAGGAGAAGCAGAGAGUCCUCCUGGAGGCUCGAAAGGCGGUUCGGGGAGCAGACGGACGUCCCACCCAGCUGCCUAAUGAGAUAGACGCCGCCUUUCCCCUCGAACGUCCCAAUUGGGACUUCACCACACAGGAAGGUAGGAAUCACCUAAUCCUCUAUCGCCAGUUGCUCAUAGCGGGUCUCCAUGGGGCGGGCCGACGCCCCACCAAUUUGGCGAAAGUUAAACAGGUACUGCAGGGACCGGGAGAAACUCCCUCAGCGUUCUUAGAGCGGCUCAAAGAAGCCUAUCGUAGAUACACCCCGUAUGACCCAGAAGAUCCAGGGCAAGAAACUAGCGUAGCUAUGUCUUUCAUUUGGCAAUCUGCUCCAGAUAUCAAACGCAGACUCGAGCGCCUAGAAAACUUAAGGGAGAGUUCGCUCAGGGACCUACUAAAGGAGGCAGAAAGAAUCUUUAAUAAACGAGAGACUCCAGAAGAGAGGGAGGAUCGUCUUAGAAAGGAGGCAGAGGAAAGAGAGGACCGUCGCAGAACGGAAGCUGAGGAAAAAGAAAAAGAAAGGGACCGCAAGAGACAUAAGGAAAUGAGCAAACUCUUGGCCACCGUAGUUUCCAGUCAAAGACAGGGUAGACAGGAGGGAGACCGAAGGGGGCCCCAGGUAGAGAAAGAUCAAUGUGCAUACUGCAAGGAGAAAGGACAUUGGGUCAAAGACUGCCCCAAAAGACCGAAGGGGCCCCGGAAGCCACGACCCCAGACCUCCCUCCUAACCUUGGAAGACUAGGGGGGUCAGGGUCAGGAGCCCCCCCCUGAGCCCAGGAUAACUCUUGACGUCGGGGGGCAGCCAGUCACCUUCCUGGUGGACACUGGGGCUCAACACUCUGUGUUGACCCAAAACCCCGGACCCCUGAGCGAUAAAUCCGCUUGGGUCCAGGGGGCUACCGGGGGAAGAAGAUAUCGAUGGACAACCGACCGCAAGGUACAUCUGGCUACUGGUAAGGUGACUCAUUCUUUUCUCCAUGUCCCGGAUUGCCCAUACCCAUUACUGGGAAGAGACCUGCUGACUAAAUUAAAGGCCCAAAUAUACUUUGAAAAUUCGGGGGUGCGAAUUGUGGGGCCACAAGGACAGCCCCUGCAUGUGUUAACCCUAAAUUUGGAAGAUGAAUAUCGGCUCCAUGAGCCACCUAGAGACCCCAAAACCGCACUAGAGACUUUUUGGCUGUCUAAAUUUCCCCAAGCAUGGGCAGAGACUGGGGGUAUGGGAUUGGCCACUCAACAAGCCCCCUUGAUUAUAUCGCUAAAAGCGACUGCUACCCCUGUCUCAAUCAAACAAUAUCCCAUGUCGCUUGAAGCUAAGACGGGAAUCAGACCCCACAUACGGAGACUCCUGGACCAAGGGAUACUAACACCCUGUCAGUCCCCCUGGAAUACUCCCCUAUUACCUGUCUAAAAGCCGGGAACUGGGGACUAUCGGCCAGUCCAGGACCUCAGAGAAGUUAACAAACGGGUAGAAGACAUACAUCCCACCGUGCCUAACCCCUACAAUUUGUUAAAUGGGCUUUCCCCGUCUCAUAAUUGGUACUCAGUAUUGGACUUAAAAGAUGCAUUCUUUUGCCUGAGACUUCACCCAGAAAGUCAGCCUAUAUUUGCCUUCGAAUGGAAGGACCCAGAAUUGGGGAUUUCGGGACAACUAACUUGGACCCGGCUCCCACAAGGGUUCAAAAACAGCCCUACCCUGUUCGAUGAGGCGCUGCAUAGGGAUCUGGCCGAUUUCAGGAUUCAACACCCUACCCUGAUUUUGCUCCAAUAUGUGGAUGACCUCCUACUGGCGGCUACCUCAGAACAGGAAUGUAAAGAAGGCACCAAGGCCUUACUAUUGACCCUAGGGAACCUGGGCUAUAAAGCCUCCGCCAAAAAGGCUCAAAUUUGCCAAAAGCAGGUCACUUAUCUGGGGUACCAAAUCAAAGAAGGGCAAAGAUGGCUGACUGAGGCCAGGAAAGCGACAGUUAUGAACAUGCCUGUACCUGGGACCCCUCGGCAGCUGAGGGAGUUCCUGGGGACAGCAGGGUUCUGUCGCCUAUGGAUUCCAGGAUUUGCUGAAAUAGCAGCCCCUUUAUACUCACUCACCAAAUCAGGGACUCUGUUCAGGUGGGGCGAGGACCAACAGAAGGCAUAUCAGGAAAUAAAGCGGGCCUUACUCACCGCUCCCGCAUUGGGACUCCCAGACCUAACUAAGCCAUUUGAACUGUUUGUGGACGAAAAACAGGGUUACGCAAAAGGGGUCCUAACUCAAAAACUGGGUCCUUGGAGACGUCCUGUAGCUUAUCUCUCGAAGAAGCUCGACCCAGUGGCUUCAGGAUGGCCGCCCUGCCUGCGAAUGGUAGCGGCGAUUGCAGUCCUCACCAAGGACGCGGGAAAAUUAACUCUGGGCCAGCCAUUGACCAUCCUGGCACCACAUGCGGUGGAGGCCUUGGUUAAGCAGCCUCCAGACCGUUGGCUCUCUAAUGCCCGCAUGACCCACUACCAAGCCAUGCUCCUGGAUACGGACCGGGUGCACUUCGGACCUGUGGUAACCCUAAACCCUGCAACCCUGCUCCCUUUGCCGGAGGGAGGGGCGAAACACGAUUGCCUCGAGAUCCUUGCGGAAAUGCACGGGACCAGACCGGACCUGACGGAUCAACCCCUCCAGAACGCUGACUUCACCUGGUAUACAGACGGGAGCAGUUUUCUGCAGGAUGGUCAGCGGAGAGCUGGGGCUGCAGUAACCACCGAGACCGAGGUAAUCUGGGCAGAAACCCUUCCAACCGGGACCUCGGCCCAGCGGGCUGAACUCAUAGCACUCACCCAGGCGCUCAGGCUGGCAGAAGCUCACUUACAGGCACUCCAGGCCGUACAGAGGGAAGUUUGGAAACCACUGGCUGCCGCUUACAGAGACCAGCUGGACAGACCAGUGAUACCCCACAACUACCAAAUUGGUGACGCAGUCUGGGUCCGCCGGCAUCAGACAAAGAACUUGGAACCCCGCUGGAAGGGACCCUACACCGUACUGCUGACCACUCCCACUGCUCUCAAGGUCGACGGCAUUGCGGCUUGGGUCCACGCCUCCCACGUAAAAGCAGCCCGAUCGGACGAGGAAACAUCAACAUCAUCAUGGAAGGUUCAGCGUUCUCAAAACCCUCUAAAGAUAAGACUCACUCGGGAGCCCCGCUAAUCAUCUUAUGGGCCCUGCUAGGACUAGAAAAAGGGGGGAUGGCCAGGAGCCCUCAUACUAUUUAUAAUAUAACUUGGAAAGUCACUAACCUUAUGACAGGGCAGGUUGUCAAUUCCACCUCCAUGUUGGGGACUACAAAGGAUGCUUUCCCAACCCUAUACUUUGACCUCUGUGACCUAGUGGGGGACUCAUGGAAUCCAUCAGACCAGGAGCCAUUCCCCGGGUAUGGCUGCCACCACCCCGGGGGACGGCAUGGGACAAGAGCCAGGGAUUUCUAUGUGUGCCCAGGUCAAAAUUUUAGGAAGGAAUGCGGGGGGCCCGCAGAUGGGUACUGUGCCCAAUGGGGCUGCGAAACCACAGGAGAUGCCUAUUGGAAGCCGUCCUCAUCCUGGGACCUAAUCACCCUCAAGUGAGGAACCACCCCUGGUUUUACGGGUGCAGGACCUUGGGUAUGCACGUCUACCGAUGGCAAACCCAAGGACUGGUGUGGCCCCUGUUAUGACUCCUCGUCUAAAAAGGUUCCAGGGGCCACCCUAGGGGGCAGAUGCAAUCCUCUAGUUCUCGAUUUUACCGCCCAAGGUAAAGCAGCAAUCUGGGAUGGUCCCAAGUCCUGGGGACUGCGCCUCUAUCGCUCGGGAUAUGACCCCAUCACUAUGUUCUCCCUAACGAGGCAAGUGACCUCUGCCUCACCAACAGUACUUGUCGGGCCAAACCCGG
This is a messenger RNA of Arvicola amphibius (Eurasian water vole), 4663 nucleotides long. RefSeq lists its product as uncharacterized. Lineage: Eukaryota; Metazoa; Chordata; Mammalia; Rodentia; Cricetidae. Gene Ontology annotation, biological process: virion assembly; proteolysis. The record is from RefSeq and is a predicted model, not a curated record. Gene Ontology annotation, molecular function: RNA-DNA hybrid ribonuclease activity; aspartic-type endopeptidase activity; nucleic acid binding. The transcript is spliced from 2 exons.